AUGCCAACCGUAUAUGGUUUUUUUCCUGUUAAUCCAAUUUCCUUGAAUCUUGCAUCAAAUGCGGCGUGGUAUACAACAGUAGAGUUCGGCAACGUGAUAAUCAAUAACUAUACUUAUUUGGAUUGGCAUGUGCAACCAACUCUGGUUUAUAGCAACCUCUACGCAGCUCUGAUGGAAUCCCGCCAUUGCUCGGGGCCAAUGUUUUCCUCCAAUACUCCUAUUGGAUAUGGAAACUGUUCGACUCGACCCUACAUAGGUUGGAAUUAUACAGAUAUAUGCGUUACUGCAGGCAACUAUGUGGCGAACUCCAGCGUACUUAACUAUACAACUUGCCAAGCAAUGGUAAAUGCCAGCUUGGUAGCAAACGCUGCUCCUGCGCAACUUCCUCAGAUCCUUCCGAAUCUCACAGUACCAUUGACUUGUGCUGACAGUGCACUACCUUCAUCGUACACCAUGUGUAACAUGUUCAGUAGUUGGCUUGGGUUCAACCAAUCUGCUUGUAUGAUCUAUUUUGCUUCAAAUAUGUUUUUAUGUUCCAUCUACUAUGAUCCAUACUAUGCUUAUAGCGUCGCACUAGGAUAUGGAUUAGUUGAAUCUUAUCAGCAAAUCAAUAAUAAUGUUCUCUGGACUAUUGCUACGAACUACAGCACUUCCACCGGUGUGUCUUACCGUAUGUUCGAAUCAACGACCCAAUUGCUUUUAGCGGUGCCUAUUCUUAUGAGCAAUAACGUUUCUUAUUAUGGUUGCUAUUGUUAUUGCCUCACAAACAUGUGCAAUACAAAUAUAGCAACGUGUUCGUCAGGCCUAGGUUUCAAUUGUUCUGUUCCAACAUUUAUAACGGCAACAACGACUAAUACAACAGUCAGCUAUUCAACUACAACAACAACAACAACAACGACUAGUACAACAUUCAACUCUUCAACUACUUCGACAUCGAAUUCAAAUUCAAAUACAACUGUUGGAUCAUUGAAUUAUACUUCCUCAACGUCUAGUACACAGAGUCAAAUCAAUACCAGCUUGAUCGUUGGUGUUGGGUUAGCUGGAGUGUUCUUCUUUGUUGUUGUUAGUGGCCUGAUCAUUUUUAAGACUGUGCGAUACUGUAAAAAAAUGCCGUCCACAAACAAAGUUCAACCUGAGCAAGUGACCCCAGAGUCAAAUGAACCAACACCGCCAAACUCAAAGGAGCAAGAGACACCGAAAAAGCUACAUCGUCCAACAGUUCGAACAAAUAAAACAGUCGAUUUACGAAAUGCUACUCUAGCCGAAGGCUUCUUGCAGAAUACCUGA
Messenger RNA from Rotaria socialis, 1287 nucleotides. NCBI's taxonomy places the organism in Eukaryota, Metazoa, Rotifera, Eurotatoria, Philodinida, Philodinidae. The record is from the annotation of a GenBank genome assembly.